GCUGCUCCGGGAGAAGAGGAAAAAGCUGUGGCUCCCUCCUGAAUCCCGAGGUCAUGGUGAGAAAUACUGCUGAAGACUGGCACAGGCUCCUUUUGUGUUGCGCCUCUCUACCUGGAGCAUCCUUUGGCUACUCAUAUUGUUCAUCUUGGAACUGUGGCUUAUAUACUUUUUUUGCCCAGCUGUCUCUCUCACUCGCCUGGCCAACGCCACCACCACUCCACCCAAGUCAUCCAGGUGCCAUAGUUACCAAAGACCAGGACUCGACGCACUUCUCAAACUGUUCCUUUUGUAGCAAAGUGUCUCCGUGAAACUACACCUCCAGCAUCUUCUAUCCGGUUUCACGCGCUCCGCUUUUUUCCGAGGAGACAUCGUUGGGAACAGUGGUGACAUUGCUUUGGCCCCCAACCAGGCGGUCUUAGGGGCGGGGCUUGGAGAACCUACGUGAGAACAUUUGCCUCCCUACAGGUCCUGAGAGAGCUCUGAUGAGCCAGCGAGUAGGCUAGCUAAUAGGCACAACCUAGUAGCAGGUUGGAUGGAUACCUAGGUGCUGAACUGAAUCUUUGACAGGACACCCAGGUUGUGCUCCCUCUUCUACCUUGGCUCGGUUCUCUGCUGACUUGAGAGGAUACACGGAUGAGAAUCCCUAAGGAGAAGCUGCUGAGUGUGUGAUGUGCCUCCUCAAAGUGGCUACUCCUCUGCCUGGGGGACUAUGAAAGGAGGCUUGGGGGAAACAGCUGUUCCUUGCCUUUUCACACGCCUGGAAUUGGACACCAGACUCAGUGCUGGAGUGCUUGUCCAAGUUUCUCAGCACAUAUGUUGAAGAUUGUAUUCCAGGGCCAAUCAAGAGUGAAGUUCAAAGACAUACUCCUGGACUUUCCACUCCAGACUCUCAAGUUAAGUCUAGAAGUGAGGUGUGUCCUGUUCUGACUUGUUGGUCUUCAUUCAAGGACAAAACUAGCCACGGUCCACCUGACUGAUCCUUGGACCAGCAGUGGCUACAGGGUCUCUUUUAGGGAUGGAUGGCGAAGAGCUCUGAACUCCAGACAAUAAGAGAGUCUCCACAAUGGACAGAGUUUAUGAGAUUCCUGAGGAGCCAAAUGUGGUUCCUAUUUCAUCUCUGGAAGAAGAUGUCAUCCGUGGGCCUAACCCACGCUUUACCUUUCCAUUUAGUAUCCUCUUCUCCACCUUUUUGUACUGUGGGGAGGCUGCGUCUGCCUUGUAUAUGGUUAGAAUUUACCGAAAGAACAAUGAAACCUUCUGGAUGACAUACACCUUUUCCUUUUUUAUGUUUUCAUCUAUCAUGGUUCAGUUGACUCUCAUUUUUGUCCACAGAGACCUGGCUAAAGAUAGACCACUAUCAUUAUUUAUGCAUCUAAUCCUCUUGGGACCUGUUAUCAGAUGUUUGGAGGCCAUGAUUAAGUACCUUACACUGUGGAAGAAAGAGGGGCAGGAGGAGCCAUAUGUCAGCCUCACCCGAAAGAAGAUGCUAAUAGACGGCCAGGAGGUGCUGAUAGAAUGGGAGGUGGGUCACUCCAUCCGGACUCUGGCUAUGCACCGCAAUGCCUACAAACGUAUGUCACAGAUUCAAGCCUUCCUGGGCUCAGUGCCCCAGCUGACCUAUCAGCUCUAUGUGACUCUGAUCUCUGCAGAAGUCCCCCUUGGUAGAGCAGUGCUAAUGGUUUUUUCCCUGAUAUCUGUCACCUAUGGGGCUACCCUCUGCAAUAUGUUGGCUAUCCAGAUCAAGUAUGAUGACUACAAGAUUAGACUUGGACCACUGGAAGUUCUUUGUAUCACCAUCUGGAGGACAUUGGAGAUCACUUCCCGCCUCGUGAUUCUGGUGCUCUUCUCGGCCACCUUGAAGUUGAAGGCUGUGCCCUUCUUAGUGCUCAACUUCUUGAUCAUCCUCUUUGAGCCCUGGGUUAAGUUCUGGAGGAGUGGUGCCCAAAUGCCAAACAAUAUUGAGAAAAAUUUAAGCCGAGUCGGCACUCUGGUGGUACUGAUUUCUGUCACCAUCCUCUAUGCUGGCAUCAACUUCUCUUGCUGGUCAGCCAUGCAGUUGAAGUUGGCAGACAGAGACCUUGUUGACAAAGGUCAGAACUGGGGACAUAUGGGACUCCACUACAGUGUGAGGUUGGUAGAGAAUGUGAUCAUGGUUUUGGUUUUUAAGUACUUUGGAGUCAAAGUGUUACUGAAUUACUGUCAUUCCCUGAUUGCUGUGCAGCUUAUCAUUGCCUAUCUGAUUUCCAUUGGAGUCAUGCUCCUUUUCUUCCAGUACUUGCACCCAUUGCGCUCACUCUUCACCCAUAACGUAGUAGACUACCUCCACUGUAUCUGCUGCCGCAGGCACUAUCGGGAAAGGGUUGAGAACUCAGAGACAUCCUGUGAAACUGACACAAGGCAAAGUAUUGUCUGAUAUUUUUUCUGCUCCUGAACAUUAUAGGGUGGGUUUGGGGUUGACAGGAGUAACUGUGAAAUUGAAGGAGUUGGUGAGCUUCCUGUGUGUGUGUGAGUACUCACAGGAUCGUUUUCUUGACAAUUCUAGUAAGCCUAGUGAAAGAAAGAGUGACCUGCAAAUAGGUUUUACUUCUUUCUGAUUGACUGCUAUGCUUGGAUACCAGCACUAGCCACUGUGUUUUAGUUUAUCCACGUCCUAGUCAACUGGAAUAACCUCUAGGUACUUCACACAGGCUCUGAAUUUCCAGCUUUGCUCAUUUGUUUGAGGUAUUGCUGAGCCUCCCUGGGCUGAUCUGAACUCUGCCAGAACACAUCUGUACUGAUCAGGGAAUGUGAUAGCUUACUAAGAAUGAGAACCUCCCAGAAAGUAGUCUGACUGUUGUGUUGCCUUUAGCUGUGAGAGUGGCUAGAAUAUUUGUAUUUUAAUGAGGAACUGUGGCUAAGAAGAAGGCUCCAUUAUUGAAGAAAACUACUCCCCAAAUGAGUUAACCCCAUUAGUAUUUUACUGGUGGUCAUUCAGCAAAAAUUUUUCUUUUAAGACAACCUUCAUAGGCACUCCCCUUUGGAAGGUGUGCACAAUAGGAUUCCUUCCUAUAGGGAAUGAGGCAGGAUCUCGUGUAACUCGGGCUGUGCUCAAAGUCACUAUGUAGCUAAGAACGAUGUAGCUUGAACUCUUGAUCUUUCUGCCUUUACCCUCUGAGUGCUGGGAUUGCAGAUGUGUGUCACUGCGUUUGGUUUAUAUGGUGCUGAGGACUGAACCCAGGGCUAGGCAAGCACCAUUUAUGCAGUACUAAGCACUGGAACUGGAGUCAGAUAAGCACUCUACCAACUAAGACAUCCUUGGUCCCCACAACGACUCUUAAGGAACUGUGUAGGCCUCCAGCUCCAUUGAGAGAAAUGUUUGAAUGAAAUUUCUCACCUGGUGCCCCAUUAAUAGGGAUUUCCUCCAAUUCAGGUUUUCUGUCUUUGCAUUUUGUUACUUGAUGUAAACCUCAAAAAGCUAAACUGUAAUUUGAAGUGUUUUCUGAUAUGUGAAAUAAAAGAAGAUUUCUUUGUGUCUGCUA
Molecule: messenger RNA, 3518 nt
Organism: Grammomys surdaster
Lineage: Eukaryota; Metazoa; Chordata; Mammalia; Rodentia; Muridae
Gene: Xkrx
Product: XK related X-linked
Exons: 3
Coding region: 1064-2413 (449 amino acids)
Cellular component (GO): membrane
Source: RefSeq, a predicted model, not a curated record